ACCAGGGAGGGAAUCUCACAUAGAGAGGAAGAAGCGGAAGUUAUUAAUUUUCUUCGCUACAGAUACUAUUCUGUGCUGGACUUCUACAACUUGCACGGCUAGUUCUACUUAUGUUUUGCUUUUGAAGUUUUGUGGCGAAUCCACGCCACGUCAAUAUUAUGUUUUGAACCACCCCAAAAGCGGAGCUCUUGAUUCAAUUUCAAUGUAGAUUCGUUACGUUUUCUGCUUCCUAACUCCUUUGGCCCAAAGUGCUUCAGAAGGGAAAGAAACACCGAUGACAACAUCAGAGGGGAUGAAAGAUGUACCAAAUGGAACAAAAUAGCUCUCCUGAACACAGGCAUGAUCUUACUGUGGCUCUGGAUGAAGCCAAACUGGAAGUCAUUGGGCAGCGAGUAGAUGCAUCCAUGUCCUUCUUGGAGACUGUCAAAAUGCAGUGCCGGUGUUCAGGCUCCAGGUUAAAGGGCACUCUGCUGGGCAUCUUUCCCAUCCUGUCAUGGCUGCCCCACUACUCCAUACGAGAAAGUGCAGUCAGAGACCUGGUGUCUGGGUUUAGCGUGGGCAUCAUGAAUUUGCCACAAGGUAUGGCCAACGCGAUGCUGGUAGGUGUUCCACCUGUGUUUGGCCUCUACACAUCUCUCUACCCACUGGUCAUCUACUUCAUAUUUGGUACUUCCAGACAUCUUGCUUUGGGAACUUUUGCUGUCCUGGCCAUUAUGCUUGGGUCUGUUCCAGCCAUUGUGGAGUUGCCUGGUGACGGUGCUGAUGUGGUGACAGCUAAAGUAAACAUAGCUGUCCAACUUACCUUACUCUGUGGUCUUAUACAGUUGCUGCUCUAUCUGUUGCGCUGCGGGGCUGUGUGCCGCUGGUUGUCUGAUCCCCUUAUAAGAGGCUACACAACAGGUGCUGGCUUGCAUGUGGUUGUCAUGCAGUUGCCUCUCAUGACCGGAAUAAAUGCACAGAGACACACUGGACUGAUGGCCUCCUCUUGGACUUUACUCGAUGUCGUGUAUGGGAUGACCAGUGUAAUACCCGCAACUCUGUUGGUCUCUGUUGUUUCUAUGGUGAUACUCAUUGCGGGCAAAAUGUUAAAUAAACAUUUUAAAAGCAAGCUGCCAGUGGCCAUACCCUGGGAAGCUAUAUUGAUAGUUCUGGGGACUGUGGCAUCAGUGCAACUGGACCUGGCUGGACAACACACAGUCCAGGUGGUCGGCCGGAUUCCCUCCGGACUGUCACCCCCCAUCGUCCCCUCUCUCUCGCUGGUCAGGGAACUGUUUAUUCCAGCUCUCUCAGUCGCUCUUGUGGGCUUCAGUUUCCACACAGCCAUGGGCUCCAUGUUUGCCCAUAAACAUGGCUACCACUUUGACUCCAGUCAGGACCUGCUUGCUCUGGGUUUGUGUAACGGCAUAGGAGCCUUUUUCCAGUGUUUUGCUGUUAGCAGUUCAUUCUCACGCAGUAUGGUUCAGGAAAGCAUUGGUGUCAAAUCACAGAUGUCUGGUUUGGUUUCAGCCCUGACAAUUUUAACUGUUUUGCUGAAGGUUGGUCAUCUUUUUGAGCAGCUUCCAAAGGCAGUAUUAGCAGUGAUUAUUGUGGUGAACCUGCAGGGUUUGCUUGCUCAGUUUAAAGAUGUGACUCUCUUGUGGAAGUCCGAUAGAUACGACCUGCUUGUGUGGGUGGCAUCACUAAUUUCAACCCUAGUCCUUAACCUUGACCUUGGUCUGGCAGUGGCCGUUGGCGUUUCUCUGCUUACGCUCAUCUACAGAACUCAACGCUCUUCGACUACUGUGUUAGGUCAAAUUCCUGGUACAGAUUGUUACAGAGAUGUGCAACUCUACAGUCAGGCAAAGAUGGUUCCUGGAGUUACUGUAAUCUUUUGUCCCAGUCCGAUUUAUUUUGCCAACUCCACACUGGUUUUCACUGAGAUCACACAGAUUGUGGGUCAUGCUCAGAAGGAGAACCCAGCAGCCACCAGUCAGUUACUGCCACACAGCCACUACUUGAUUCUGGAUCUCAGCUCGGUCAACUUCAUGGACACAGUUGCCAUGACAGCACUUUGCAAGCUUGUGGAGAACUUUGAAGCCCAGAAUCUCCGUGUUUUUCUGGCCUCGUGCCCAGAGAACCUUUUAUCCCAGCUUCGGUAUCAGGGCUGCAUACCCAAAAGCCUGCCCAGCUCUUCCAUCUUUCCUUCAAUCCACCACGCUGUUCAUCGUUGUGUCAGCAUGAUGCCUGUGCUUCUUGAGGAGUUGACCUCUGCCAGAAGAUAAAGUUGAACACACAACUUGGACUGCCUCUUCUCUAUGUCAGUGUUAUGCAUCUCAGAGUUAUGGCAUCAUUAAAUGUGGAAAUCAGACCAAUUACAGUUUAAUACUGUAGUCCAACAGAACAUUACAAUAUUUAUUUCCAGAAAAAGGCAUCUUCCACCAAAUUCAAUUUUUAAAAUUGUUUUAUGCAUUAGAUACUGUCGGUCAAAAUGCGUGUUUCACGAUGUUAAAAUUUGUCAUCUGUUUGUGGUUCGUGACUUGAUUGCAAUUGCUUUUGUAAUUUCAAAACUGCCUUGCAGUUAAGCAGAUUUCAGAUUGUUGACAAUGUGACGUCACACCGUGCCUUAUUAUACAAAUAACUGCCCACCUGGUGUUUCCCCAUACGCCCACUCUUUAAAGAAGGGCAUACAAAAUGUGUUUCACUGCUGCUGUUAUGACAUGCAAAGCUGUUGAAGUCAGCCAAACACAAAGCAUUUAAAAAGUAUGAUUUACUGUAUGUCGGCCUGGGAAGAUCUUUUGGAAACAACAAUGGCCAAACCUUGACAAAAUUACUAAUCCACAUUAUUAAAGUGCUGCCUGAAGAUAUGCAUUCAUUUUGAUGGGCAAAGAAAGAUUGGGAUAUGUGAGUGGUAGCUGAACAGAUCGAACUCAUAUCUAAAUGCCCUGUGUUUAAAAAUAUGAGAAUCAAUCCACUAUGGUUAUGGUUUGAAUAUCCAAAAGAUGUUUUUUAAAUUUUUUAUUUUUAUUUUUUUAGUAAAAAUAUAAACCCCACACAAUGAGUAAACGAUUCCAAUAUGUCUGCUGAUAAAAUAAACAAUGUCAAAAUAUUUCAUGAGUGAGGUUUUGAGGACAAUGUUCUAAUGAUUACCUUUUGACAGAUUUUUUUUUUUCAUGUUCAGAUAAUUAUCUGUUUUGAAAGAAAUCCAGCUGGCAUCAUGUUUUCAUCCGUGUGGUGUAAUGAUUGGACAAGGCACAACCCUGACGGUGCUUCAAUGACUGACUAAUCUAAUCUCUUAGGGAUACAAGAUAGGACAAGAGCUUGGCCAGUUAAAAAAAGGAUCAUGCCUCAAGUGUGAUCGGCUUCCUAUGCUUGAGACAAUAAAGACAAACCACUUGGAUCGGAUUGGAAAACUUCAACAAAUGACAUUCAAAGCUUGGUGACUGGAGCGACCACAAGAAAGAUUCAAUUUUUCUGAUGUGGAAAGGAAAAACUAUUUUAUGCAGUUGGAUGAGUUCUACAAGUGCAGCAUCUGAAAUGUGAAAAACAAACUGAAGACCCCACUUAAUUUCCAAGAACGUUUGGAUUUUAUGCUUUUUUAUUAUUUUACUUUUAUUAUUAUUUAUUAUACAACAGGAAAACAAGGUAAUAGCUGUUUGUACACAUGCUCUGUGCCUAAGUAUGUAGCCUAAGUAUGGAAAUAUAAAGAUAAGUAUGGAAAGCUUUUUUUUCCCCCAAGAAUAUACUGUACUCUACCUCCAUCAGCUCUCAUU
This is a messenger RNA of Corythoichthys intestinalis (scribbled pipefish), 3749 nucleotides long. RefSeq names its product solute carrier family 26 member 6 (gene slc26a6.1). The coding region runs from base 300 to 2261 and encodes 653 amino acids. The transcript is spliced from 20 exons. Gene Ontology annotation, molecular function: bicarbonate transmembrane transporter activity; secondary active sulfate transmembrane transporter activity; oxalate transmembrane transporter activity. Gene Ontology annotation, biological process: transmembrane transport. The record is from RefSeq and is a predicted model, not a curated record. Gene Ontology annotation, cellular component: plasma membrane. NCBI's taxonomy places the organism in Eukaryota, Metazoa, Chordata, Actinopteri, Syngnathiformes, Syngnathidae.